Manis pentadactyla (Chinese pangolin) is the source of this 2221-nucleotide messenger RNA. RefSeq names its product intercellular adhesion molecule 5. The transcript has 9 exons. NCBI's taxonomy places the organism in Eukaryota, Metazoa, Chordata, Mammalia, Pholidota, Manidae. Gene Ontology annotation, cellular component: membrane. Gene Ontology annotation, biological process: cell-cell adhesion. Gene Ontology annotation, molecular function: integrin binding. The record is from RefSeq and is a predicted model, not a curated record.
AUGGGGGACCGGGCACAAAAAGGGCUUUCGGAUAUUGGCAAGGCGUCCAUUUCCCGCCUCACCCAGGAAGAGGACAGAGGAGCCCCGGGCAAACUUGGCGAGUGGGGUACCGCGGUCCAACGCCGGGAAAGCGUGCGCAGCCCGGCCCGACACGGACGGGCCGGGGGCGUCCUCGCACGCCCUCUCCCGGUGGUGCCCACCAAACGGUCUGAGCGCGCGACGGCUGCUGCGAGCCCUACGGCGCGGGGGCCUGGCUACCGGAGGAGCGGCGGGAGCGGCGAGGAGUGGCCCUCACUUUUGGACCUUCUCAUAAAGAUAGAAAUGCUACUGAUUGGUGUCUGAGCCCUGCUGACCUUGAUCCCUUGCCCAGGGGCCACUGAAGAGCUGUUUGAGGUUUCUGUUUGGCCUGAUCAGGCCCUGGUAAAGGUCGGACAGUCCCUAAUGGUCAACUGUAGUACUACCUGUCCAGACCCGGGACCCGGUGAAAUUGAGACCCAGGUGGGCCGGGGGCCUCAGUGGAAGGAGUUUCUCCUGGAGGAUGUCACAGAGAAUGCCAUCCUGCAGUGCCGCUUCUCCUGCGCUGGGACACAAAAGUACACAAGCCUUGGCAUCACCGUGUAUAAGCCACCAGAGCAGGUGAUCCUGGAGCCGCAGCCUGCAUGGGUGGCCGUGGAUGAAGACUUUACAGUGAAGUGCCAUGUGCCCACUGUGGUGCCCCUGGAGAACCUCACCCUCACCCUUCUCCAGGGUGACCAGGAACUACAUAGAAAGAACUUUCCAAGCUUGGCUGUGGCCUCCCAGAGAGCUGAGGUCACCAUCAGUGACAGAGCCCGAAGGGAGGAUGACAGGUGCAAUUUCUCCUGCCGUGCAGUCCUGGGCCUGAGUACACAUGGCGGAGGGCUCUUUUGCGGCAGCUCAGCUGUCAGGGUGCUCUGGACCUUUGAAUUCUUUCAGAGCCCCCAAAUCUGGGUCUCUCUGCUUCUGGAGACUGUGAGCUGCGAGGUGGCCAGGGUGUUCUCAGCCAAAGAGGUGGUGUUCCGCAUGUUCCUGGGAGACCAGGAGCUGAGCCCCUUCCUUUCCUGGGAGGGGGACACAGCUUGGGCCAAUGCCUCCGUCCAGGCCGUGGAGCCUGGGGAGCAGGAGCUGACUUACCUUGUAUCCCUGGGUCCGAUGGAACAGAAAAGAGGAGAGCCCGUGCACAUCUACAGCUUCCCUCCACCAGUCCUGGAGAUAGAAGAAUUAUACCCGUUGGCAGGGACAGACAUUAAUGUGACCUGCUCAGGGCAUGUAUUAACAUCACCCAGCCCUACUCUUUGGCUUCAGGGAGCUCCAGACCUCCCUGCCCUUGGGGAGCCUGCCUGGCUUUUCCUUACCACCAAGGAGGAAGAUGAUGGCCGAAAUUUCUCCUGUGAGGCCUCUUUGGAGGUAUAGGGUCAGCGACUGAUGAGAAACACUGCAGUCCAGCUCCAUGUCUUAUAUGAGUAGAGGCCUGCUCUUUGCUACAAGCCCAGGUUAGAGGAAUCUGGUUGCCCUGGCAACCAGACGUGGCUGGAGGGGACGGGGCAGAUGCUUGCCUGCGUCGCAAAGGGAAACCCAACUCCAACCGUGGUGUGUACGUGGAAUGGAGAGAUCUUCGGCCUUGAAGUGCCACAGAAGGCAACCCAGAACCACACUGGAGCCUACUGCUGCACAGCUGCCGACCAGCUGGGCUCCGUCAGCAAAAACUUUGCUGUGGUUGUUCAAGGUCUGGAUGAAGGAAUCAGCUCCACCAUCUUCAUUAUUAUUGUCGCCCUUGGAGUGGCUGUACUCACCCUAGCCCUGUGUUUGAACUAUCAGCCCUGCAAAACAGAAAGGCAGAAAUUGCCCUCUAAGCAGAAAGAGAAGAAUAAAGGGGAGGAAAGCCAGUUUGCAGUUCAGCAAGCAGAAGAGUGCAACGCACAUAAUUGCUAAAUAGAAACAGCUCUUUGGUUGGAGGUGAUCUUUACUACUGGGGUUUCCGAAGGGAGGAAAGAGAAGUAGAGGGGAAUGGAAGAGAUGUUAUCCUGUGUUCUGCAGUCCCAUAAAACAUGUCCCUUGUAUCUGAUCUAUCCACAAGUUCAACUCUGAAUUUAUUCCAGUCACUAGGAAUUCCAGUCUUAUUUAUUCAACUAGCUAAAGGGCCCCCUGCUCUUCACUGUGUGCUUCAUCUGUCCACUUGUAGAUUCAGAAAAGAAGAUCCUGC